AUGUCGGACACAAAGAGAAGUUACAGCGAGGACCCAGAGUCGGUCGCAGCCCAUGAAGACAAGAAACCACACACAAAACCAGGGCGGAAACCUAUUGACGCCGAGCCCAAGUCGAAAAGAACAGCCCAGAACAGAGCUGCACAGCGAGCUUACCGUGAGCGGAAAGAGCGCAAAAUGAAGGACUUGGAAGAGCGUGUGGCGCACUUGGAAGACGACAAGAUCAAAGCUGCGUCCGAAAAGGAUUUCUUGCGGGCACAAAUUGAGUUAUUGAAGGGGGAGUUGAGUCGUUACAAAGGAAGCAGCGACAUUUCCGAGCUCCUAAACUUGACCGCGAAGCAGUUUUCAUGGAACCAGAAGGACAGCGCCCAGAAACAAGUCAAGGAGGAACCUCGGGAUAAACCUUCCACAAGCCCAGAAGGGCAACUACCGGAUUUGGUUAGCGGUUCCUCCUCCUCCACAUCUCCGCUUGACGAUACCUUGCACAUAUCAACCAACUCGAGCGAAACCUCUGCGUCUUUGCACCAGGGUAUCAGCCCCGAGAACCAAUUUAGUGCCGGUUUUGAGGAGCAACUAGAUCCUUUCUGUGUCAACUUGAAUGAGGCAUGUGGCAAUAAACUGCGACCUGAACCCAAGUACUACAGGUCCAGCGAUCCUGUGCCACCACUUAGCCCAGAAGAGUUGAACGAACAACAAGCCAAUAAAUGGAAGUACGAAUCUCCAUUCCAUACGCUUUUUUCUCCGAAUGAGAGCGUGAACGAUCCAUUUUUCAACUCCACAGGAACAGCUUUCCACCUCCCUGUGACCGACGUGAACGAUGACCCCUUGUCUUUCUUGAACGACAAUAAUUUCGACGUUUCUUUGGCCUUGGGUCCAGGAAACGAUGUCUUGCCUGGCAAGAAUGCGGACGCUGAUCCGCUUGCAGGCUUGACUACAGAGGAGUCUAUGUACGAUCCUUUGAAUCUGGUGAAUACUGACUUCAACUUCAACGAAUUUGUCAAGAGUAGUCUCCCGUCGGAUGUUAGCUCACAUGCUAACUCAGUAUUGGAUGCCAGCAAACCUGGCUCCUCGGCCACCAGCGUCAACACCUUCACCAGUCCUGUGGAAAAGGACGACUUAGAAGUUGUUCCAGCACCAGGAAAACAAGUCAAGUGCUCUGAAAUAUGGGACAGAAUCACCUCGCACCCAAGAUACACAGACAUUGAUAUUGAUAGCUUGUGUAGUGAAUUGAAGAGCAAAGCCAAGUGCUCGGAGAAGGGUGUUGUGUUGGAUGACAAGGAUGUGGAUUCGCUUAUUGCGCGCUCUGCUGUCAAGCAGCGCUGA
Molecule: messenger RNA, 1320 nt
Organism: Clavispora lusitaniae ATCC 42720
Lineage: Eukaryota; Fungi; Ascomycota; Pichiomycetes; Serinales; Metschnikowiaceae
Gene: CAP1
Product: DNA-binding transcription factor
Biological process (GO): regulation of DNA-templated transcription
Cellular component (GO): RNA polymerase II transcription regulator complex
Molecular function (GO): DNA-binding transcription activator activity, RNA polymerase II-specific; transcription cis-regulatory region binding
Source: RefSeq, a predicted model, not a curated record